AUGUCGGUGAUCUGGCUCUCAGUUUUAUUGAUAUCCACCUUGGCUUUAUUCUUUGGCCUCUUCUUUGGGCUAAACUACCCGGAAAUACUAGACCAUGAAUGGCCAGCGACAACAUGCACCCUCGUGAACGCCAAAAUCCCAUCCCGCUACUGCUGUGAGGCAUCACAGUGCAACCAGCUAUGCAUCAACGCGGAAUCUGGACUGCCGAAAUGCGAUUCGAUCAUAUCCCGACUCAAUGAAAACUACGAUCCACUUGCCUGCGCUGCUGAUAGUGGACAGUGUCCGCCGACGGGGAGUACAUGCGAUGGAGGGGUAGAUAAUUGCAACAGCUGUUGCUCAAUAUGUGAAGCCUGCACGACUACGUGUUCUGGAGAUCCGCAGACAUGUACAUCGUCAUGUACGACCUACCCAUGCGCCUGUCAGUGGGGUUGCGACAACUCAUAUCACAGUAACUGCAUUAUAUCAUGCCCAAACUGCUACUCUGUCGUGCUUGCCUACGCUUAUCGAACAAAGAGCGGUAGCCUCGAGAUCGUAACACAAUCCAAAGAUUUCAAGCAAAAUAAAAAUAAAGCAGGAACGUUCCUCAACGACCAUCAGUUGAAUGCUACGUCUCCCUGCCGCUAUAAUCCCCACGAUUUAUCUCAGAUUGACUUCGACAUAUCGUAUACGGGAUGGAAAUGGGCUAUCACCUCCGUUUUCGGAAUCAUCCCUCUGGCCGUCGUUUUGCUCGUUUGUAUUUUCUGUUACAUUCGCUACAGGAAAAAUCGCCCCAGUCGGCGGGAGGUACUUCACAUGGAACCUCUGCCGGCCACUUCGGUUCAGCACAAAAAUGACGGCCGUAUUGGAGUAUGA
Molecule: messenger RNA, 852 nt
Organism: Laccaria bicolor S238N-H82
Lineage: Eukaryota; Fungi; Basidiomycota; Agaricomycetes; Agaricales; Hydnangiaceae
Exons: 6
Coding region: 1-852 (283 amino acids)
Source: RefSeq, a predicted model, not a curated record